AUGGAACCCACUUCCGCCGCCCCGCGUGGGGGCAAAUUGAAGAGCGCCUGUGAUUUAUGCCGUACCCGAAAGAUUCGCUGUGAUAGAGUCCAGCCUGCCUGUGAGAAUUGUCAUCUUGCGGGGCUACCCUGCACUUUCACCCCGCCACCGACACAGCGGAAGGGCAUUAAACAGGAGCUCGCUGACUCUCAAGCACGGGUCGAAGAGCUAGAAGCAGCUCUACGUGCAGCCCGAGAGUCCACGGGCCACAGUGAAAAUCUCAUAUCAGGACCUCUAGUCAGAAGCUUUCCAUCAACCCCUGAGAGCCUCGCUGUACAACCACCCCCCAAUGUGAAUUUUGUACCCGACACGCAUUUUCUUGACGCUGCAUUGGCGGCGUUUCGGUGGCAUCUCGAAUAUUGUGGGCUUGGAAGCGCCCUUUCAACCACCAGAGCAGCCUUUUCUUCUGAGAUUCAGCGGCGCACGGGGUGUCCGUUUGAUUUGGACGAUUUCAUCUCUGAUUUAGUUGAAUCUUUUCACUCGCGAGGUCUCAAGUCAACCAGGUUGACAACUACUGCAAAAUGGCCACCGGUAUCACUGGUUCAGCAAUGCGUCAAAUACUACGCAAAAAGUGGACUGUACUCUCUUUUCCCGUUUGCAGAUGCCGAUGCGCUGCAGAUGCUUCUUGACGCUGGCGUCUUGAGCCACCCGCAGUCGACUCGCGCUGCUAAUCGAGCAUGUCUGAUUGCCUUUACCGCGAAUAUCACCCAAAUGCAUCGCCAUGACCCAGCCUUUUCGGAUGCUGAGCCAGACGCCUAUGCUCAGGCGGCUCUUUCUCUACUCCCGGAGGUUCUCAUGGAGACCCCCGACCUAAGGACUCUAGAGGCCGUCAAGAUGAUGGCCGUCUAUAUCUGUCCCCUCGGCCAACCUCAGUCAGCAGAGCCCUUACUGGGAAUUGCCGUGCAAGUGCUCUACAACUUGGGUGGGCACAAAGUCAGAGCCUCUCCCGAAUUUCAGGGACGCCCUCAACAUAACCAGCAUUUACGCGCACUGUUCUGGCUUUGUUACGGCAUGGAUAAAGAAUUCUCCAUACGCAAGGGCCAGCCUCCGCUAUUAAAUGACGCCGAUUGCGACCUAGAUCUACCUGCAAAAUACGUCCUAAAACCCUCUGAAAACCACUUCUACUUUAAGCCAUUGUCAUCUAAGGAGCUUCUAUAUCCAUCAGAUCUUCGCUUCGGCUUGUUGAAAACAAAGAUCUUUCGACUCCUUUAUUCACGAGAAGGACAGGCACAUUCUGAAGCCAGGCGUCUUCAACUCAUCCGUGAAUUGGAUGACGAACUGAGCGCUUUGAAGAUGGAAUACCCCGUGGAGUGUCGACCGGAUGCUUUUGCAACUCGGAGCGCCCCUGACUACCUGUUCCAUGACCUGAGUAUCCGCGGUGUAAGUAUUCAUUUGGAGUACUACUACUGUCUCGGCAAGAUUCAUGGAGCAAGUGAUUUCCACAACAUUCCCACAAUGCAAAGCUGGUCACCACUCCCCUCCAGCGCUGAGAUCUGCUACGAGGCAGCGCGAUCUACGCUGAUUUACAUGACCCGCGUUCAGCAUUACGUUAAUUAUCAUACCUUUUGGAUCCAUGCGCAAUUCAUACUAACAGCUACCAUCACGCUCUUCCGCUUUCUGAUCAUGAUGCCCCAUGCCUCAACGUUUACUCGUGACAUUCAAAUACUCGAGGAUGUGGCAGCCAUCUUUGCACAGUACAGCACAGGUGGCAAAGAUGGAAAUUGUUUCCCGCCAUUCUACCUAACCUAUUACUUCAUUCAAAAGCUCAUAUUUCUAGCAAAACGAUCUCUCUCUAGAUCCAUGGAACGUCAAGAGAAGUGCUGA
Messenger RNA from Penicillium atrosanguineum, 1863 nucleotides. RefSeq names its product N-acetyl-6-hydroxytryptophan oxidase ivoB. The transcript has 5 exons. Gene Ontology annotation, biological process: DNA-templated transcription; regulation of DNA-templated transcription. Gene Ontology annotation, molecular function: zinc ion binding; DNA binding; DNA-binding transcription factor activity, RNA polymerase II-specific. Lineage: Eukaryota; Fungi; Ascomycota; Eurotiomycetes; Eurotiales; Aspergillaceae. The record is from RefSeq and is a predicted model, not a curated record. Bases 1 to 1863 code for a protein of 620 amino acids.